This is a messenger RNA of Hevea brasiliensis (rubber tree), 1023 nucleotides long. Its product is annotated as cell number regulator 1. Bases 149 to 694 code for a protein of 181 amino acids. The transcript is spliced from 4 exons. The record is from RefSeq and is a predicted model, not a curated record. NCBI's taxonomy places the organism in Eukaryota, Viridiplantae, Streptophyta, Magnoliopsida, Malpighiales, Euphorbiaceae.
GCCCAAGCACGAGGCUUCACAAUUAUUGAGGCGAUCAUAGUACAACUAAGUUAAAAGCUGAUUGGUCGCUUGCUUUUCUUAUUCAUUAUGAUACUUGUAUAUAGAUAGAAGGGUCCUUGAUUAAUUCCUACUCGGUUCCACCUGCAAAAUGUAUCCACCAUCAAAUGACCAACCAGAACCAAUCCAUGUUUCAGGAAUUCCAAACACACUACCUCCACAAUCUUACGCUCCACAGCCUUAUGCUUCAUAUAUUCAGGCUGGUAUGCGCCCUCCCGGCGCGGUGGGGAAGUGGUCCACCGGUUUAUGCCAUUGCUGUGAUGAUCCUGCAAAUUGUAUGAUCACUUGCUUUUGCCCUUGCAUCACAUUUGGACAGAUAGCUGAGAUACUGAACAAAGGAUCAUCAUCAUGUGCUGGAAGUGGGGCUGUGUAUGGACUGUUACUGGGUUUUACAGGUUUUGCUUGCUUGUUCUCGUGCUUCUAUCGCUCAAAAUUGAGAGGCCAAUAUGACUUGGAGGAGGCACCUUGUGUGGAUUGCCUAGUUCACUUCUGCUGUGAGACUUGUGCACUGUGUCAAGAAUAUAGAGAGCUCAAGAACCGCGGAUUUGAUAUGGGGAUAGGUUGGGAGGCCAAUAUGGAUAGGCAAAAACGCGGCGUUAUGAUGGCUCCAAUUAUCACACCCACCAUGACAAGAUAACAUGCUCCUUAUUUUGGAAAUUUAUAAUAUACUCUUGAAGCAUUAAAGGUAGUGUUACUUACAUAUAUAAAAUUACAAUUAUUUCUUAAAUUAAGGAGAAGUAGGUCUUGCCUAGUCUGGUUCUAGUAAAUCUAUGAUUGAGUCCCCACUCCCUCAAUCCCCCUACUAAAAAAAAAACAAAAAAGCCAGUCUUAUAUAUUGUGAGAGAGUGAGCAUAUGCUCCAAAGCACUCCAUAAUCUCUCCCAUUUUUAAUACAUAAACCUUGUGUUUAGAUGGAAGAAGUUAAAAUUUGAGAUUUGCAUUUGAUGAAUGUAUAGGUUUUCUUCAA